AUGAAGCCUCCUCUACCGCCGACUGCCCCACCAAUGACGACUGAUAUUCAUGCAGAGCCCACAACGUCGUCACAUGAGAGAGGGGAAGAUGAAGAUCAAAAGGAGAGAGGGCUCGGCGAGUCUAGCACAACAAGAGUUGAACAUCCAAACUUCAACUCCUUUCCGACUUGCUCCUCGCAGAAACAGCUUAUCAAAGCCAUCAUUCAACUUGACUGCUCAAACCACCCCAGCCAAUUACACAGACUCGAUAUCGAUAUCGCUUCAUCCGCCUCGGCCCAACCGCUCAACCUUAAUAUCCUCCCCCUUCUCCCCCCUUGGAUUUCAUCUAUCUCCGACCCCCUUCUCAGCCUUCCAAGCCAACCUCUCUCGACCUUCUGA
This is a messenger RNA of Puccinia graminis f. sp. tritici CRL 75-36-700-3, 378 nucleotides long. RefSeq lists its product as uncharacterized. The transcript is spliced from 2 exons. The record is from RefSeq and is a predicted model, not a curated record. NCBI's taxonomy places the organism in Eukaryota, Fungi, Basidiomycota, Pucciniomycetes, Pucciniales, Pucciniaceae. The coding region runs from base 1 to 378 and encodes 125 amino acids.